Molecule: messenger RNA, 5145 nt
Organism: Thermothelomyces thermophilus ATCC 42464
Lineage: Eukaryota; Fungi; Ascomycota; Sordariomycetes; Sordariales; Chaetomiaceae
Exons: 7
Coding region: 1-5145 (1714 amino acids)
Source: RefSeq, a predicted model, not a curated record
AUGACCACUCAGCUGUUGGCGUCAGAACUCGCCAACCUGAUUCAAGAGAGCAAACGGAAACACAAUGACUUGCGCCAGGCUGCCGAGAAGUCCCUGGACGAAUUGAAGAACCUGAGGGCCUCCACUGAAGUACAGGCCUCAGAAGAACUCGCCCAGCGCCCAAACUUUGUCAAUCCUUUUAUCAUUGCUUGCGGCACAAAGAAUGUCAAGUUCACGGGGAUUGCCAUUGUCUGUCUCCAACGGCUUAUUGUGUCUCGGGCCUUACCGCGAGCCAGAUUGAGUCAAGUCUUGGAGGCAUUGCAGCAGGCAACCUCCGCCGGCCUUGAUGUCCAGCUCAAGAUUCUCCAGGCUCUCCCAGCUUUGCUGUCCAAUUACUCGGCUGACGUGAAGGGCGACCUCCUGGUUACUGCACUAAACGUUUGCUUUAUCCUACAGUCUAGCAAGAAUGCCAUUGUCAACAACACUUCGGCUGCCACUUUGCAGCAGCUGGUAGUCUCUGUUUUCGACAAGGUUGUUGCUGAGGAUAAGUCUGGGACUGGCCACCCUCCAGUUGGCGAAGUCCCGGGUAGAGAUGGCAACAUCCCGCUCCCGGCCGCGGCCCUGGAUGCGUACAGGCGACCCGAAUAUCUCCGAGUCUCCAGCCUCUUCCAAACGUUUGGGCUCGAGUUGAUCGAGUCGGUCUUGACCAACCAUGCCGCCAUCUUCACAACGCACCCAGAGCAGGCAGAUAUCCUCCGGAUGCGAGUGAUGCCCUUCAUCACCAGCGCUCUCCGUGGUCGGCCAAACUUUGCAACAAGCGUCCGUCUUGUGCGCAUUCUGUACACGCUCCUCCGGCGCCAUCUUGCAAUCCUGCCGACCGAGAGCGGGGACGCACUCGAGAUCCUGACCCACCUCUUGGACCAGGACACUACCCUGUGGAAACGAGCGCUUUGCAUGGAGGUGUUCCGAGGCAUCUUCGCAGAACAUGCCUUGCUUCGCCGCAUCUUCAUGCUCUACGAUGCCGAAGAAGGUCAGAAGAACAUCCUGAAGAACCUGACAGCCACGUUCGUCCGCGUUAGCACGGAAAAGCCAUCCGUCAUUGGACUGGGCCAUCAAUCUACCAUCCCGGUCGCCGCCUCAAACACCGGCGCUUCCAGCGACCAGGUGAUGCUUGAGGCGAGCGGCGUGACUGGCAUCAUCUCCAGCUCGGUGGGUCCCGACGGCAACAAUACGGGAAUCAGCUCACAAUGGAGCACCAUGCGGGUGCCCUGCAUCGACCAACUCGAUAAGGCGGACGCUCCCACCAUUCCAGAAUCUUACAUCUAUAGCCUUACUCUGUCUUGCAUCACGUCUCUGUCAGAGGGCCUCGCUAAGUUCAUCCUUCCCCUCACUGUAUCGAGUGAGGGGAGGAGAAAGCGCGUCCCAAAGCCCGAACAGGGACGCAACUCACCCGCUCCCCAGUCUGACGAGACUCCUGACAAGCUGGAUCGAACUGCGUCGUUCAAACGGAAUCCUGUCCCGGUCAACCCGCUUACCCUGGAGAACCAUCCGCUCUACGCAGAGAUUAAGAUUUGCGCUGCGUUUAUCGAGGAGUGUUGGCCCGCCGUCCUUGCAACUUGCUCUACCUUCCUCUACGCCGCUUUGGACUCGGACUACUACCAUGGCCUUGUCCGGGCCUUCCAGAAAUUUGCCCACGUCGCCGGCCUGUUGCAGCUCGCUACGCCCCGUGAUGCCUUCUUGACGACCCUGGGCAAAGCCGCCGUGCCACCGAACGUUCUAACCGCAUGCAUGAACGCUGCUGGCCCAGCCCGGCCGCCACCGAGCCCGGUUGCUGUGGAGGGAUCUGGUAACAUAUUCAGCAACGCCAGAGGGCUCCUCAGUGUCGACAGUCUUGUCAGCCCUUCGCUUCUCUCAUCAGAGAAACAGAGGCAGCCUUCAAUGGACGCUAGCGGCGCCACGCUCAACACGCGAAACCUGCUGUGCCUGAGAGCACUGCUGAACCUCGGUAUCGCCCUGGGUCCAACGCUCGCAUCAUCCUGGAGCAUAGUACUAGAGACUCUUCAGCAGGCCGAUUUGGUCAUGUUCUCGUCCGGUAAGGCCGCGGGGAGGACGCCAUUGGCAGCCAAGGGUCCCGACCCCCAAGCUGAACAAGAGGCCAGUGCCCUCCUCGCCAACUUCAAUACCGAAAUUCGAGCUGUCGAGACGGCCGCAUCGCGUCUGUUUGAGAGCACUGUUGAUUUCCCAAAUUCCGCUUUUGUUGAGAUUGUUGGGGCUGUCUGCAACCUGCUGGAACAUGUUGAACCACCCUCGGAGCCGAGCAGUCGUCCACAGUCGCCCCCCUCUACCGGCAGCCUUAAGACACCUCCACUUCCCUCGAAACGAGUCAUGAGCAUCUCGGUUCCUUCCUCGGCGGCGCCGAACCAAGAGAACCAGUUUGGUUUGUCGAAGCUUGGUGACCUCGCUUCCAUCAAUAUCGAGCGCUUGCUAGCUUAUCCACCGGACGAGUCUGGCUGGACGCGCUUGGUGACCGAGCUCAUCGAUGUCCUGGGCUCUGUGUCAAAUACGGCGCCCGUAAGAGCCCGAGCGGCAGAAACGUUGGUCCGCAUUCUGCUAGAGGAAGCAAGCGCCGUCGCUUCCCAGCCAGAUGAAGUUCGGGGCCAGAUCCAGCAUCGCCUCCUUGAGACCUUCCGUAACUCUCUGGCUCCCCUCCAGGCGACCGAACGCCAGGUGUCUUUAGCAAAGCACGCUGUCGAUGUUGACAUUCAUAAAAUCAUCCUCGAAGGGCUCAAGAGUCUCCUGGAGAACUGCGGCGAAUCGCUCAUCAGCGGCUGGGAGCUCAUAUUCGAGAUCAUCGACACCGUCUUCAUCGAACGCAACAUCAGCGCCACCGGGGCAGAGGACAAUAAUCGGCCCAGCCUGCGGCCGAACCUUCUCACCCGCGCUGUUAAGCUAAUCCGGCCAUCGUUUGCUUCUCUUCAGCUAAUCUGCUCCGACUUUCUGCCUUCCUUGCCUAAUGCCUGCUUUCUUAACCUUGUCGAUACUCUCUACAAAUUUUGCACGCAAGAUGACGAACUUAAUGUGGCCUUAACGACUGUUACCUUUUUCUGGGCUAUCUCGGAUUUCCUCUCCGCCAACAGAGAGUCGACGUCGAUUACGGAAGACAUGAUUUCCGCCUCUGGAGAACAGUCGCUAAUCAAGCUCGCCGUUGAGCCUGUAGGGGAGGGCUCGGGCGCGGCAUUAUGGAUGCUUCUACUCCUUCGGCUCACAUCCGUCGCGACCGAUCAGAGACUAGAGCUACGAAAUAGCGCUAUUCAAACCUUGAUGCGAAUAAUGUCAGCAUAUGGCGAGAGCCUGAGCCCGGAGGCUUGGUCCGUAUGUAUGAGGGCAGUCAUUUUCAGUCUUCUCUCCUCAGUUGAGCGCGAGCUGCGCGCCGUUGACAAGCCUUCUGCGAAGGAAAACGGCCCCGAGGAAUGGAGGGAGACAGCGACUGUCGUUAUCAAAGGCGUAUCUGACCUGUUCGGCUCCUACCUGUCCCUCCUGACUUCGCACCAAAGCUUCUCGGAGAUCUGGCGGAACCUCAUUGGCCAUUUCCAGGCCCUCAUAGACCUUGAAAUGCUUGACAUCAAUUCCGCGACCUACAGCGCCGUCCGAGACAUCCUUCACAGGUGUACCGAGCAAGAAAGACUAGGCAUUGGAAAGGAGAGCCUGGACUUGGCAUGGGAACUGUGGUCCCAGGGGAUUCCCGUUCCUAAACACGAGACAGACGGCAAAACCUCGGAUAACCAGAAGUGUUUGCUGGUAUGGGUCGAGGCACUGCUACCACUUUACGAGUUGAUCCGAGAGGAUUUCACGGUGGAGCGAGUUCGUCGCAUGCUUAUCUUGUUCCGCGAUGCCAUGCAGCACGCGACUCCGGGAGCUUAUGCCAGCGACAUCGAGUAUGUCACGCCCCUUCAGGGUAAAAUUCUGGAAGUUUUCCGCAUGGUACGUACGGAUCUACAAGGCGUUCCGUCCGCGAUGGUUGCACAGGUGGCAGAGUUCGUCUCCCUCGCCUUCAAUCAGGAGGAUGUGGCCAAGGCGACCUCCGAGAAGCGCACGUAUGUCGCCAUGUCGAAAGAAAGCAUGACGAUCUUGCAGUCGUUGAUUGUCAAAAACGCCGGAGAAAGAGACAUAUACGAAACCGGCGCGUUUGCCAACGCUUUGUCUGCCCUCAGCCGGCCAGUCAUCCUCAAGUAUCAGUUCAGGAUCGUUACCAAGUCGGUCCAGCCGUGGAGGGUUGCGACGCAGUCGGCCCUGGAAGUGCUCAAGGCAGCACUUCCUCGUCUCGCUAGCAUGGAGUUUCCGCGAGAAACGGUGCAGAACAUUUGGCGGACCAUAGUCUCGAUCGCCAACGGCAUCAUCAGCGCUGAUCUGAGCGAACCCACGGCGGCGACCGCGGAUAUUGCGGGCGACCAAGCAUUCGACAUUGCGUCAUACCGCCAACUGCGCGGGCUUAUCAUCCCCGCACUCGGUUCCGAGGUUGUCCUUGACGAGACAAGAAGAGCAUUCGCCGAGGGCCUGUUUCGCACUUCGAUAAUACACAGUCCCUCGCCGGCCGAGGCGGCCAUCAUCUACGGCAAGCCUGGAAGCGACCCUGUAGGGCUCAGCUCCUUCCUCAAGCCGCGCAACGGGCGCACCAUUGACCCGGCCCCGACGAAGCGCAGCCUGAUGAGUGAAGUCUGCCUCGACGAGCUAUUCGCGUUGGUGGAGGUUCAUGACGACGAGGAAACGUCGUCGACCGCUGGGACCGCUGGGACCGCUGGGACCGCUGAAUCCACCCACGAUCGGCACGUCCGACUAGCCCGCACAGUAGCGCCGUACCUCAUCCUCCGUUGCGCUUUGACGCUCCGCGGCUACGUGGCCGACCAGCCGCUCCGAGGGCGGAUGCCACAGCCGAUGUCGCAGCGCAAGGAGCUGAGUCGCAUCUUGCGGUGUCUCGUUGACUUGCGUUCCGAGCCGGGCUCGAUACCGGACGCGCCCAACGUAGAUAGUGAGACGAGGAAGCACCUGCUGAGGGUGUAUCCGCUGCUGGUUAGUGCCGUGCAGGUUGCGGGAACAGCGGGAGACGUCGAGGUGCUAGGGUUGAUUCGGCAGGCACUGGAUGUCGUGGGCCAGGAAUUCGGUCUGUGA